UUGAAACCACUGCCAUUGCCUUGUCUGAUUCCAGAGUGUGACCCAGCUGGGGUCACAGCAUCCUAUGCUAUGUGGGUGGUGCUUAGGACCCAGUAGAAUUCUCUUGGUGAGUGACAGACUGUGCUUUAAAAGGCCAGGCAGAGCCCAGAUGUGACAGCCUGUGCCAGUAUCCACACGCUGAAGAAGCAGCAGAAGACGUUGCCUUGCCGCCUUAUUCCAGGUGUGGAAAAUCUAUUUAGCAGUGACUUUCAGAGGAGGAAGAGGAGGGGGCAACGUCUUCCUGGGGAUUGUGUGCAUCCUCCCUGCAUCUUUUCUCCCUGCACCUUUCCCCUCCAUGGAGUAUCAUCAGCUGAGGGCUCUCUUCCCCACCCCACCCCCCUGAGUGAAGAAGGACAUUGACUCCACAGACAAAGCAGAUCAUUGUAAAUAGGACGAUACUCUUUGCUUCCUGGUACAGGGGAGCAUCCCCAGCCUACUAUCGAAGGGAGAGAAAGGAUACUGGGGAGAAUGGAGACCUGGUGUGGCUAGCUUGAAUCCAUUGCCAGGACAGGACAAAUAGUGGAGGCUAAGUGCACAUUGUCCUCAUCAGCCAGUUAUGAAGAACUCACUGAACAAGAGGAAGCAAAAACCAGGGCUGCUGUGGUCCACCCAAGAACUUCCCAGUGCACUUCUCUUGGAGAUAAAGAACUACGAGAAGAGAAGAUGGUGUCAGUGACAGAGGAUCCAAGCAUAUACUGGUGGCUCUUGCAGGUAAGGCUCAGGCGGCUUUGAAAAAGACUUCAGAUACAAUGGUCAACAGAACGAGGAUUAACUCUACCUAUGGACUGGAUGCAGCUGGUGUGUCCCAGUUCCAAGAAGCGAUUGGUAUUUUCUUCAUGGUCAUGCUGAGUGUCAUUGCUUUGGUUGCCAACACAGCGGUCAUGGUUGUCAUCCUCAAGACACCUCUGCUAAGGAAGUUCAUUUUUGUCUGCCACCUCUGCCUGGUGGACCUCUUGUCUGCCAUUUUCAUCAUGCCUCUGGGGAUCAUUUCCAGCUCAGCCUGCUUCAACCGAGUACUGUAUAGUAUUGCUGAAUGCCAGACCCUGAUCUUCCUGAACGUCUGUUUCAUCAGUGCCUCCAUCCUCACCAUCUCUGUAAUCAGCAUUGAGCGCUACUACUACAUUGUCCACCCAAUGAGGUAUGAAGUCAAGAUGACUACUGGGUUAGCAAUUACUGUGGUGGCUUUCAUCUGGGUGAAGUCUGUUCUUGUGGCUGCCUUGGCGCUGGUUGGCUGGCCCCAAGAUAAUGGUGCCAGCAGUGCCAGCAAGUGUACUGUUUGUUGGAGCCCUGGAGCCCACAAAAAGGUAUUUGUGAUCAUCUUCAGCUUCCUUUGCUUCAUCGUGCCCACUGUUAUCAUCUUUGCUGUCUAUGGCAGCAUCUACAAAGUAGCCCGGAUUGCUUCCUCACAGCAUGCACCUCAGCCCGUCCCAUCUUGGACUGCCACCAUACCCAGACAAAGAUCAGACUCCCUUCACAGCCAGGUUACUAUAAUCACAACUAGGAAUGUGCCACCCAAGUUGUCACCAGACCGCUGGUUUGGGGGGAAUAAAGCUGCCUUGACCUUGGUCCUCAUUGUUGGCCAAUUUCUCUUUUGCUGGCUUCCAUUUUUCUCCUUCCACUUAAACUGCUCCCUCACCUCUCCUGCCUCAAUAUCUAGUUAUAGUGAGAUUGUUGUGACCUGGCUUGCCUACUCCUCUUUUGCUAUCAACCCUUUUUUCUAUGGGCUACUGAACCGUCAAAUCAGGGAGGAGCUGGCCAAGCUGGGACGACAUUGCCUCAGCAAGCCUUUGGGCCAAGAACUGUGCAUCUCCAGUCCAGAAGGCUCAAUCCAUGAGAACUUCCUCCAGUUUCUGCAAAGGACCAGCUGUACAACUGAGACCCGUUCUAGCUAUGUUAAUUCCAGCCCCAGGAACACCUUGGACCAGACUGCAAUGGGAUUUAGAAUUCCUGGACAAAUCCCUGAAGAAACCAAUUGACCAAAGGACAAUACAUUCAUGUCCCUGCCUCCAUUUCUUCCCAAUCAUCUCUGAUUUAAGAGGAAGAAGAGAAGGUGCAGGGCUCUGGGAGAACAUCCUGAGCCUCCUUUGUGGAGGAAAUCUGCAGCUGAACAAUUACUUUUCUCUCUAAUAAGGAGGCAAAUGUGAUUAAAUGGGUGAUGAUAAUUCCCGUCCAACCCAUUCUUAACAACCUAUCAGGGACCAGUAUGUAAUACUGAAUUCAGAUUAAAGAGACAGUAUUGUGCAUAAGGACUUUCCAGAAAAUCCCUCCAAAGUUCUUAUUGAAAGCACUAAUGUUCUGUUACAUACCUACCAGAACCAAUGGUGCUAUUCCUCACUGAUCCUGUAAUGAAAGGGGGAUGAUCUGACUUUGUAGCAGAUAGAAAGCCAGGUUGUUUUAUAACUGUUUUAAGGUGUUUUUCAAAAUCCAUUGUAUACUGCAGGGUCUAAAUUAUUUUGUUAGUCUGGACUCAAGUAGUCCCAUUGAAUCAAUUGGAUUUUCCUACUGUCUAUUCAACAGUUGAGUCAAUGGGUCUACUCUAGUUGGGGAUUAACCGACGGGAUUUCAGUCCAGUGUUGAAGAGAAGAACUGCCCAACUUCCAGAGUACUGGCAGUGAUAGCUCACUUUAAAUGCUUCAAAGGUGCACAGAUCAGGAAAGAGAGAACUGUCAUAUCCAUCACAUACUCAUGUUAUUAGUCUGGAGCAACCACAGCCCAUGUAGGAUGUAUUGAUGUGAACAGAAAGUGAAAAAUGCAUUUUCCCAACACCUUAAUACUGUUAUACGGGUGUGAAGAAGUUUUCGUUUCCUCAGCAAUUGAGAGUUAAGUGGGAGGAUUUUCUUGAUCGAUAGUAAGUCAGUAACUCCUGUUUACUCCUUCUAUAAAAGUCAUAUUUCCAGGAAGUGUUCUAAUAUGGUUGCCCUGGAUAGUGGCGUCAUUAGAGAAGUGUGGAUGUGGUGGACCAUAUUGAGUCACACAGUUCGAGGGGGCGACAUCAAAAUGACUCAAUUUUUUGUGCAGUGUUUCAACUAAAUUUUUUAAUAUUUAUUUUUUAAAAUCCUUGGUGUCAUGUUAUCUCCAGGACAUAGGUUUAUAGUGAGCCUCAAAGCUGUGCACUCUCCGCCUCAUGCCACCAGUUGUGCUGGGCCUUAAACUCUUAAUAACUGCCUCAGUUCUCUUUUAGCAUCACACCUUAUUUCUUUUGCUGCACAUAACUUCCUCACUUGACGCGUGGGGAGGUGACGCUAUGAGUUACUGCACUUCCUCACUUGACGCGUGGGGAGGUGACGCUAUGAGUUACUGCACUACAUGACACCAACCCUUUUUUCUAUGGGCUAUUGAACUGUCAAAUCAGGGAGGAGCUGGCCAAGCUGGGACGACAUUGCCUCAGCACGCCUUUGGGCCAAGAACUGUGCAUCUCCAGUCCAGAAGGCUCAAUCCAUGAGAACUUCCUCCAGUUUCUGCAAAGGACCAGCUGUACAACUGAGACCCGUUCUAGCUAUGUUAAUUCCAGCCCCAGGAACACCUUGCUACUAGUGACUCUAGUAGCAUCACUAGUCUUGGACACUGAAUCAUAGAAUAGCCUGCAAAGGCCAUUUAGUUCAACCCUUUAAUUCUUGGGAAUAUGCAAUUAAAGUAUUCCUGGCAGGUGCCAACUCAACCUCUAUUUAAAGACUGCUGUAAAGAGAAAGUCCACCACUCUCUGAGGCAGUUUGUUUUGUUGUCCAACAGCUCUUAUGAUCAGAAUCUAUUAUAUUUGUGAGUUGAUGCUUGAAAGUUAUACAUGGGAAGGAGGUGAGUGUACUACUUAAAUCUUUCAGCAUCUAUGGGAAUUCUACAUGACUGGGGAUAUGAUAACAGAAGCCUCAACAAUGAACACAAAAAGGUCUUUUUGUGCCAAUUCCAUUUCUGCCUUUUGCUCACGAAUUUGCAAUACCAUAUUGCAGGUGUGCAAGGCUACUUCCCAUUCUUUGUUCUUUUGUUUGAUAGCAUAAAUACAAUGUCUCAAUGCACAGAUAAAUGUAAGUCUCUCCUCAUCGGAAGGCUGUGAUUAAAGCACUGGACAGCAUCCUGCAACUGAUCAUGGUCAUGCUGGUUGGGGAUGAUGGAAGUUGCAGUCUAACACAUUUAGAGGAAAUAGGGUUGGGGAAGACUCUUAAUGUCGUAUAUACAUUUGUGUGUGUGUGUGUGUGUACAGUAGAGUCUCGCUUAUCCAACAUAAAUGGGGGCUGACAGAACAUUGGAUAAGUGAAAAUGUUGGAUAAUAAGGAGGGAUUAAGGAAAAGCCUACUAAAUGUCAAAUUACGUUACGAUUUUACGAAUUAAGCACCAAAACAUCAUGUUUUACAACAACUUGAUAGAAAAAGCAGUUCAAAACAUGGUAACAUUAUGUAGUGAUUACUGUAUUUACUAGGGCUGGGCGGUUUCGUUUCGUAAUUUUGUAAUUCGUUAAAAAUUCGUUAUUUUUUUUAUAACGAAGCGAUAUUGAACCAUUCAGGAGCAUCUUAAAAACGAAACGAAUUUUUCAAUUCGUUUCGUAAUUGCUUCGUAUUCGUUUCGUAUUCGUUUCGAAAUCGUUUCGAAAUCGUUUCGUUAUUAUUUCCGCAUGUCUGGGGCAAGUUUUAUAGCUGUUGUUUGUUUAAUCAGUGAAAAAAAAUUAUAAAUAUCACACCAACAGUCAACAACAGAGGGAGAGGGAAGCUUCAAAAGUUCCCCCUGUCCCAUAUGGAGGUUUUUUAGCGUAUUGCGUGGUCGCGUCCGCCAUUAACAAAUUGAUUCGUAUUCGUUUCGUAUUCGUUUCGUAUUGUUUCGUAAUUUUACGAAAUUUCGUAAAUAUCGAACUUUUUUAAAGAAAAAUUUCGGAAUUCUUUUAAAUAUCGAAACGCAAAAACCCCCAAAAAACGAAUCGAGUUUAGAAACAAAUUUUUCCGUGGUUGCCCAGCCCUAGUAUUUACGAAUUUAGCACCAAAACAUGGCAAUGUAUUGAAACAGCUGUGGAUCUGGGUGCGAGGCAGACUGUGUUAGAUAAUACAGAAAGUUGGAUGAGCAAAGGUUAGAUAAGCGAGACUCUACUCUGUCUAUACACACACACAUACAUACACACGCAUACACACAGGGAAGGUCUGUGUGUAUAUAAUAUGUAUAUAUUCUAUACAAGAACCUUGGGAAUUUUGAUUUAAAAAGGGGCUGACGAUUUUUCAGUUCCUUACAGAGCCUCUUUGAUUCCCCAUAAAGACAGAAUUGAUUUUUAAAAGCAGCUUAAAUCUAGAACAUAGGUUUGCAAAAUAUUGACUGUCUUCUGCUUUAAAGCUGGGCAAUUUCAAAAAUAGUCAACUACAUAUUGGUGCUCAUGGAACACAGCUACUCACAAUAAGCCAUGUUUUGUGUUAAUCGUGGUUGUUUAAACUUUGAUUUGUACAGCAAACAACCGAAUUAACAGCGAUUUAUCCUCCCUAUUUCUUGCUUGUUUUUGCUGUCCCUUUUGUCAGGUUUUAUUUUAAGGUAACAUGUUGGUACUUGCAGCUGGUGGUGUCUCACCUGUCAGUGGCACAGUGAAAUCACUCUGGAUUUUAGUAUGAACUGUAAAGAUGUGUCCAUGGUACUGAACUCUAUCCCCUAAACAGAUUCAUCACCUUAGAUAGUUCUUAUAAAGUUCAGACUAAAUUCAAUGUCCCACAAACAUAGAAAUCGCCAGCCGUCACUAGCAGCAAGUCAUGGUUGUGAGUUUGGAUGUCAUAAUAAGAGACAGUUUAGACAAACCAGAAUUCAUAAAACAACAAAUCAUAGAUUUGGAUUUUGUAUUAUGGCUGAUUGACAAGCCAUUUUUUUUGGCAGGGGCAGAUUCAAAAAUCACAACAAGCCAAAUCAUAGUUUGUUAUGAUGUAUGAACACACAGCUUUUUGAACAGCAAUGGCUUCUGUGGGUAAAUAUGUUUCAGUUCUUCUGGGAUGAUCAGAGACAAGUUAACAAAAAGAAAAAAAAUAAGAAAAGAAAGAAAGAAAGAAACCGCACUGCAGGUCUUGUUCCCUCACCGAGGCAGAAAGAGAGCUGAUUCAUUCCAGAUGAGCAAAGCCUUUCGCUCUGUGCAGUUGUAUCAUUUGGUUCAUUGUGACCUCUAAGAGAGUGCAGCUGAAAUAGACACGCAAAGCUGGGAUCAAUGAGACAGCUCACAGUAGCAGGCCAAGACCGCACACUACCUGUCUGCCUCAAGGCACUUCUAGAGAGUCAGCCUUGAUCUAAAAUGAAAGCAAUCUCUUGAUUGGUUUGAUGUGACAAAUGCAGGCUGUCAGAGUAAAAGGGAGAGUUUGGGUCAAGGCAUUACUUGCUAUUUGUAAUGGGCAACUUCAUUUAUUUCACAGACAUAUGAUGACCCUAUCAAAUUCGGAGAUGCUGCUUAUAUAAAAUGACAGACAGUGAAUACAGGUUGAGUAUCACUUCUCCAAAAUGCUUGGUAUCAGAAGUGUUUCGGAAUUCGGAUGUUUUAGGAUUUUGGAAUAAUUAUAUUGUUAUAUAUAGACAUAAUCUUGGCGAUGGGACUCAAACCUAAAAAUAUACAUUUUAUAUACACAUAGCCGAAAAACAGUUAUUUAUAAUAUUUUUCAUAAUUUUGUUCAUGAAACAAAGUUUGUGUACACUGAACUAUCAGAAAGUAAUGGUGUCACUAUAUCAGCCAUCCAUGUGGAUAAUUUUAGUUUUGGAAUAUUUUAGAUUUUUGAAUUCUGGACAAGGAAUACUCAACUCGUAUAUGGUUUUGGCUUUCAUUCUAGUCAUGAAAUUUGUUUUAAAUGCUCACUGACUGACUUAAGCUGUAUACUUUAUCUCUGGAAGAACCAUUUCUACUCAUGUACAAGCUGACCUUGUGGAUAAGAUGAGGGCAGUUUUUGGAGCCAAAAUUAUGGAUAUGCUGAGAGCUAUUCUAUGGAAAAGGGGUCAGCUGCCCCUGUCUGCCACUGCCAUUUCCCACCCAGGCAUCAAAAAUGGCAAAAGCAGUGCUAUAGUGGAUAAUGUAGACGGAACCACUGCAUCUUUUAGGGAACUGGUUCUCAAACUAUGGGUCCCCAGAUAUUUUAACUUUCAACUCCUAGAAAUCCUAACAGCUAGUAAACUGGCUGGGAUUUCUGGGAGUUGUAGGCAAAACACCUGGGGACCCACAGGUUGAGAACCAUUGUUUUAGGAUCUCCCAGGAUGCAGGAAGCAUUUAUCUUUCGCCAUUCUGCUCAUGGAAGGGGAUGGUUCCUUUUUUUUGAAAAAUAUACUCUCCUUACAUUAGCCUGUGGAUAAGUCAACCCAUACAGUCAUGCCAGUGGCCACAUGACCUUGGAGGUGUCUACGGACAACGCCAGCUCUUCGGCUUAGAAAUGGAGAUGAGCACUAAUCCCCAAAGUCGGACACUUAAUGUCAGGGGAAAACCUUUACCUUUACUACAUCAACCCAGGUUUUUUGGGUAAAUUUUGACUAAAAAUUCUAGACUUAUAUAUAUGAAUAUAUAAGUUGUUGCACUGAAUUCAAGUAGACUUUCUUCCAUUUAAACUCAGAGAAAAAGUUACCUUUUUGGAAUUACCACUCUCAGAUACUCCUGGCCAGUAUAGCCAAAAAGUUAUUUUCCUAAACCUGAUCUGUGUGCAGACUACUGAGAUAGAAGAUUAGCAUAUUUAUCCAUAUUCAUGAGACCUAGCAGCAAGUAUGCAAUGCCUUUGAACAGAAGCCUCCUGCUGGACUAGUGAAGGAAGCAUUUUUAAUGAAAGAGGUGAAGAAGAGUGAUUGUAAGUGACUAUUUAGAGUUGUGAUUACUUUUAACAAUCUUCUGAUAAUAGAAACAAACCUUGAGGACAUUUCCGAGGACAUUUCAUUUUUGGUUUCUCUAUUUGCUUAGGGGCACACAUUACUCUGUUCCAUGUACGGAAUUAAGCUUCUGGCUAUGCAUGAAUCUACACCAGAUAUAGGAAUUGGGCAACCCCCCCCCCUCCACUAAUAUUGUUGGAUUGCAACUCCCAGUAUCUCAAACUAACAUAGAGGAAUAUUGGGAGUGGCAGUCCAACAGUAUUUAGUGGGUGACAUUCCCACCCUUGAUCUAAAUGUUCACUUCUAUACACAUGCAUGUAAAUGUUCACUUCAAUGUAAAGAGACACCAUGAUAUAAAUGAGUUGACUGGAAAGACGUGUAGGCAGCUGAUUGGCAGAGCAUGCCAGGAGCUGGAGUUCUGAUUGGCUGUCUCUGGAUUGCUGCUGAGACAAACUGUUUUAACUGCCAUUUUCACCCAAGAGUGGGAAGAGAGCCCUGACUGGAAAUAGCUAGGAAGGAAAUGGCUGUCAACUCUCAGAAACCUGAUUAUUUAUAAAGUAAAUGAGGCAUAUUUAAAAACUGUUUAAAGGGAUUGUUUAUUCCCUCUUUUCUCUAUGUGAAUUCAGAUAGACUGCUGUAUAUCUUGUUGCCCUGUUUGAUCUUUUGAAUGAAAGUAAAAAUACUGUUACUUGUUACAUGAGCCUGAGUGACACUUUAUUAUACUGCAGGGUAUAUCUUGGUUCAGAAACUGUGGUAAUGCUUCUGUUCAUUUACAUUUACAACCCCCAACAUGACCAUCACACUUUGGGCUUGAAAUUUAAUCUGAGUCUCUUGUGGUUGGGUUGUUGUAGGUUUUUCGGGCUAUAUGGCCAUGUUCUAGAAGCAUUCUCUCCUGACGUUUCACCUGCAUCCAUGGCAAGCAUCCUCAGGGGUUGUGAGAUCUCUUGUAGUUGACUCAACAAGCACAGAUCAGCAGAGGAGCAUGUCUUGGAAAAGGGGAAAAGUUAAAGAGCCCGCAAUUUCUUGAUGUGGCAUCUCUUAGCCAAUGUUGCCUACUUUGACUGGCGGAAUCUCUUCAGGGUCUCAAGCUGACAAGGGUCUUUCUCAUCACCCACGACUUGAUCCAUAGUGAGGUUGGAUUUAAAUGCUUUACUUCCUAUUGGAGAAUUUUCUCUGAACUUUGUUCUUAAUUGGAGAUCUAAUCUCUGUAACAAGUGUUUAAUGAAAACAGCAAGCAAUUAAAAAAUAAACUCCAACUGUUUUAAAACAAAUAAAGAUCAAGAUAUUGAA
Anolis sagrei ordinatus is the source of this 9108-nucleotide messenger RNA. RefSeq names its product G protein-coupled receptor 62 (gene GPR62). Gene Ontology annotation, molecular function: G protein-coupled receptor activity. Lineage: Eukaryota; Metazoa; Chordata; Lepidosauria; Squamata; Anolidae. The record is from RefSeq and is a predicted model, not a curated record. Gene Ontology annotation, biological process: G protein-coupled receptor signaling pathway. Gene Ontology annotation, cellular component: plasma membrane; endosome; signaling receptor complex.